AUGGAUUAAUGGGAUUGCUCAAACGCAGCGGUGUGGGGGAGGCCCUCGUUCAGCAGUGGACUGACAACACAAAAGUAGCUGCAAUAGUACACGGACAAUGAUGAUCGGGCCUUAAUGUAUCACCGAAUAUAUUUUCGGGUCACUGGUAGACACGAGUCGGCACGUGAGUUGACACUGGAUGUGUUGUUCCGGGAGCGGAUUAUUUUUGUAUUUCAGGAUCGUCGACUCCGACAGACCCGGCUGCAAUGACGCCCUGAUGAAGGCGAUGGUAUAAUGAGUGAGCGUCUCGGGGGAGGUGGGUUGUUAUCUGUUGUAGUAAUCUCCAGGUAACGAUGACCCCAGCAACCUCCAAUUAGCGCGGCUGGCCACAUACGGUGACAAACAAGUUCAACGUACUAUAGAGGUUCAACGUACACACACACAUAGACGCAUAGACGAGAGGCCACCCUACCCCGCCUCUCCCAACCCCAUCCUUCACAGCCCGGUGACGCCGCCCGGAGCGACGCGGAGAGUCACGGCCGCAACCAUCGCCCCCGCGCGUUGCCGUGGUGAAGCCCUUCCGUGCGUGCACGCGCAUUCUGAAUCCCUUAAACCUCCUCCUCCUCCUUCCUCGGACUUCCUCUCAGCUCCCGUGCGGUUAUGUGAGCUCACUGCUCGCUCUUGCCCGCUGCUGCUGCUGCUCGCUGCCCACAAGGUCACCACCACCUUUCACCGCCCGUCCACCAUGGGUGACUACUGCUGCGACCUCCAGGGAGCAGCGGCAGCCGUGGUCGUGGCGAGUCGGGCAAGAAGACCGCUGUCGAGGACUUUCCAGUCGAGCCAGGAGUUCACGCCGAUGCAGUUGCCGCCCAGGGUCACCGUUUCGCCAGGACGGUACGAAGCGGCCAGGGCCCGUGUCCCUCCAACCCCCAGCCCGGAGAGGCCUCCGUGUGGCCGCGAGUCUGGGACCACCGCGGCCAGGGGACAUUUGCACUACGGCUUCGGAGGUGACCCCGUGCCAAGUGGGAUUCGCAUCGAGCAGUGCUACGAUUUGACUCGGCUCAAGAGGAGCAAUCUCCGCUCCAACGACCAGCUGCUUCCCAAGCCACAGGAAUCGCUCAUCCAGCAGCACCAGGCGCGCUGCCCCUUCCCGCGGGAGCACCCCUUCGCCUCGCACGUCUCACGCCUGGCCCUGCUACCCUCGUCAGACGCUCCCGAGCCCGAGGAGGGCAGCCACGCAGGGGCCGGGAAGCGCGCGGCUCUGCCAAGACCCAUCACGGUCCUCUCCAAAACCAAAGGGGGUCCCUACCGAUACGAGGUCGUAAUGGCGGAGCCCGUGGAGCGGUGCAGCCAGUGGCCAGGAGACCACGGUUUCUACCAGAUGCCCACAGGCCCGGGCUUCCCAAAGGAGGUGUUCUACCCGACGCCGCCAAAGACCGUCGCACCCAACCCACGACCACGGGAGACGGCUCCGGGCCCCCGCACGGCCACCGAGGCACGGAACGUGGAGCGCUGCCGCUGGCGCUCCAACUACACACUCAACUUCACCGGUCACGGACCAAUGAAUCCCAUUCUCUUGGAUGAUCACCACCUGAAGCUGCUGUGGAGCUUGAGAAGUGGAAAAGCACCAAGCAACAAACUGGUAGAGAGGUCGCUUCCCAAAUUCUCUCUUGCUCGGCCCGAGCACGGGCGCACGCCUCGCUUCGUCGCGAGCGGCUGGCUCCGAGAUCGCUUCGUGGCGGAGUGCGCGUCCCUCGAGGCCGGCGGAGGGAGUGCCACGGCGGAGGAGGAAUCGGUCGAGGACUCCCGGCGCCUCGCCGCCCACCUCCACUUUGCGGAUCCGCCGGCGGCGGAGUGCGCCGGGGAGAGCGGUGCCGACGCCGCCGCCGGUGAUGGCACGGCGUACGACCCCGGGGAGGACGAGGAGGUGGUGGCGGCGGCGUCGGCGGCUCACGGUCUCGGUGGUGAUGUCAGAUACAGCUCGGGUGCCGAAUGCGGCAAAGUGCCCCCAUAUUGCCGGCACCUGGCCGACGCCAACGCGUCCACCACGAUCCAACCGCCGACCAGGCAGGGAGUAGAAAGGGCAAUGCCUCGGUCGACCACAGCAGCCAACGCGGCGGAGCCCGAAAUCGCCGCUUGUCAAGACGGCCUGGUUGGUUUCCGUUCGCCGCACGUCACCGAUGGCGAGGCGCCGAACGCGCACGAGAAUCUUGGUCUCGCCUCCCAAAUCCACAAAAACGACGAGAACGCUCCGUGGAGCGGGGUAGGGUCCGAGUGGGGCUUCCCACGGCCGCACUCGGCCCUUGACGGCGCCAGGCCGGUGCCGGGGCACCACCGGGCAAGGCCACAGAGCGCCCUGUCCCGGCUGCAGGACUCCUUCUCCAGGUCGGACGCCCUGAGGCGGCUGCACGCCGCGUCGGGGAGCGACCCCGUGGACCUGCGCGACCACGUGCGGUCGGGUCGACAGCACCACUUCCACGGCUUCCACUCGUACUACUACCACAACUGACGGACCGCCGACCACCGCAGACAACGGUGCCGCGGAUGGGGAAAACCUUUUGCUACAUGGCGAACGAAUGCAAAUGUGUGAUACUGGUUUCAAUGCUCUUUAUAUUUCCCGCACCUCCGAUUAGCACGGUUGGCUAUGUAUGGUGCAAAAUAAGUUCAACAUACGUACGUUCAGAGGUCACCGGUCAACGUAUCCCAGCACGUCCACUCUUGAUGUUCCCGAUGCUGAGCUUGGUCCACUGCUUGAUGUCACACCGCUUCCCCCCUCAAACUCCAUCACGUCCAUGCUUUCUGUUACAUCCAAUUACCAUCCAUAAUAAAAGACCUGAAAAUCGCCUUUGGUGGUACUGACGAAGGACGUGUAGUGGUCGGGGUCUGUGGGCUAACAACUCCACCCCUGUGAGCGUGAGCAGUGGGAGUACGGACACGGUUUGCGGUAGUGCUGUAGGUGCAGUGAGCUCCAGUGGUAUACCCAUUGGGAGGGAGCCCUGACCCAUUGCCGAGUGAUUGUCACCUCUACAAUUGUGACACUGGUAUAGACGUUAGCGGUUGCAGGGUCGCCUUGCGAUGUCUGUUGCUUAGACCAGACACAUUCGCUGGUGGUUUGUGUGGGUUGCUAAUACACUGUCAGAGUUCAUGAUUUCAAGUCUGGGCAGUCACCGGUGAUUUAAGCGUGUCUUUAGGUGUAGCACUUUUCAACUUGGUCACAAUGACUGCACAGAAAUCCACUCUUACAUUUCAUUUUCAGUCAAUUCAUGUUUCCUGCUCUUUUCAGUUUCCCACGUGCCAAACACCUCCAAAGUAGGUUAAAGUGAGAUGAUCCGGUGCACCUCGCGUAGACAAUAAAUAUCUUGAGAUGGCACCACAGAAGUCACACUUCUAAAAACCAAUGGAUACUGUCAAUUGUAAACUGAGGGCACUGCCGAAUUGCAUCCUCAGUUGAUUGCGCCACGGAGAGUACAGUACAACAAUAUCUUCGUCUGCAGCCUGGGCUGUAGGAGAAACUGGGGCAAUGGCAUGCUCAGUUGUACCUCAUUGUACGAUGGUGAGACUCAAAAAAAUAAAGGAACACAUCUACCACGAGGUACAAUGUGAGAAGUGUGAAAGCCAUGAGGUGUAUUCCUCCCACAUGCAUUUUUUAGCGUUCCUUUAAUGCACUACUGUUCCUUUAAUGCGAUGGCAAUGCACUAACAAGAGGGGAUAAUAUUAAAAUUGCAUUUGCAAUUUUCAUUUGGUGCUGUGAUUGUGACACUUUGUAAUUUGCAGGAAGGAAUCUGCAUUUUGUAUAAUUAGUGCUUAGUUGUUUUAUGCUAAGUAAAAAAAGAACAUGUAUGACUGUAUUAUUGCCUUGCUCAUAGUUGCCGUCUUUGAUUGAAAGCCAGACAGAUAUUAAAUGCUUGAACUGU
Molecule: messenger RNA, 3893 nt
Organism: Petromyzon marinus (sea lamprey)
Lineage: Eukaryota; Metazoa; Chordata; Hyperoartia; Petromyzontiformes; Petromyzontidae
Gene: SPMIP4
Product: sperm microtubule inner protein 4
Cellular component (GO): centrosome
Source: RefSeq, a predicted model, not a curated record